Molecule: messenger RNA, 1140 nt
Organism: Cryptosporidium muris RN66
Lineage: Eukaryota; Apicomplexa; Conoidasida; Eucoccidiorida; Cryptosporidiidae
Product: TBC domain-containing protein
Exons: 1
Coding region: 1-1140 (379 amino acids)
Biological process (GO): activation of GTPase activity
Molecular function (GO): GTPase activator activity
Source: RefSeq, a predicted model, not a curated record
AUGUCUACUGACUUGACAACAAGUAAAGUAGGUACUGUUAGAUUAGAACGUUUUACAUCUGUCUUAGGACAAGAUUGUAUCGAUUUAGAACAAUUACAAAACUUAUUAUGGUCUGGAGUUCCUAUAUCAGCACCUCCUGAAAUGCGUAGGGAUGCCUGGCAAAUUAUGCUUGGAUAUUUACCACCAAGAAGAGAUAGACAUUUAAGCUGUCAACAAAAAAAGAUUGCUGAAUAUAAGUUAUUAGUCAAAGAGUAUAUACAACGUGAUAAUUUAUCUGAACAAGAAAGAAAAUUAUUGAGACAAAUUAAAGUUGAUUUACCUCGUACAUCUCUAGAAUAUAAAAGUUUAAAGAAUGAUAUAAUAUUAGGCUUAAUGGAAAGAGUUUUAUUUCUUUGGGCAAUUAGAAAUCCUGCAAGUGGUUAUGUUCAAGGUAUAAAUGAUUUAUUAUGUCCUUUUUUAAUUGUAUUUUUUCUCCCUUUUUGUCCAGAUGGAAAUAUGGAAUUAUUUAAUAUAAAUGAAAUUUCUUCUGAAAAAGUUCAACAAGUAGAAGCUGAAAUCUAUUGGUGUUUAACAAGAUUAUUAGAUUCAUUACAAGAAAAUUAUGUCUCUGAACAACCAGGUAUUCACAAACUUAUAUUAUAUCUACGUGAUAUAAUAAGAAGAAUUGAUAAUGUACUUUAUAAUCAUUUAAAAGAUGAGGGUGUAGAUUUUCUUCAAUUUGCUUUUCGUUGGAUGAAUUGUUUAUUAACGAGAGAAUUUCCUUUAAAUUGUGUUGUACGUUUAUGGGAUACGUAUAUUGCUGAGAAUACACUAAUAAAAAUUAAUAAAUAUAAUAGGUCAGGUUCAGUUUCUUCAUCAAUAGCUAUAACGCCAACUAAUAGUAAUAGCAAUACAUCAAUAUCAUAUUUUAAUGCUUUUCAUGUUUAUGUAUGCUCAGCUUUUUUAUUAUAUUGGACAAAUAAUUUAAGAUCUAUGGAUUUUGCAAAUAUUAUGUUAUUUUUACAGAAUUUACCCACUGAAAAUUGGACAGAGCGUGAUAUUGAUGCACUUUUAGCUCAAGCCUAUGUACUCCAGACUUUAUUUCAUUGUUCACCAAGACAUUUAUUGGAUUAUAGUAAAAGUAAUACUAUCCCGCAGUAA